Molecule: messenger RNA, 5906 nt
Organism: Macrosteles quadrilineatus (aster leafhopper)
Lineage: Eukaryota; Metazoa; Arthropoda; Insecta; Hemiptera; Cicadellidae
Exons: 8
Coding region: 269-2359 (696 amino acids)
Molecular function (GO): protein binding
Source: RefSeq, a predicted model, not a curated record
UUAUCAAUCAAUUAAUUACUUAAUAUUCUUGCUCUUGCUUACAUUAGACUAGUGUACGACAAUAAAACACAACUAGGAUUAGUAGGAUUCUAUGUUUUGGACGGUUUGCUAGGACUACUUUCAAUAAUGAGUAGAAAUAAUUAGACUAGGCCUAUCUAUAACUAUUUUAUUACUGAGGUAGAAGAAGAUACAGGCCUAGGCCUAGUUUGUGUAAAAGCUUGUAACUGUGUCUAGAGCCAAUGAACUGAUGUAAACAAGGUUAGUUAAAAUGGCUGAAGACGAUAUUCCUAUAAAUUUAAAAUUCCAAUCAGAAAACGAUGGUUAUAAAGAAGAUAAAGCAUUUAAUGAAAAAAUAUGGAAGAUUAUUAUGACUCCGCCUGAAUGGUUGAAAGAUUGUGAGUCUAUAUUUAAGUGGGGCCUUUCUCAAGAACGGUUUGAACUAGUGCGUUGGAACAUCCCCGAUAAACUGGGUGAUUAUACAAACCAAGGAGCUUUCUAUGGAUUUGAGAGGUUGGCCUUUUUGUUGGUAUUUGUAUUUCGUAAAACCAAGGAAGAAGAAGCAGAAAAUAUUUUAGAGUAUAUUUGGAAAAAGGCAGAUAGGCCUAAAUCAGAGGAGGAAAGUGAUUCAGAGGAAGAAGAAAGCAAUUCAGAUGUGGAAAGUGAAGAAGAAGAUCCAUUUGAACCAGAAAAAGCAUUUGAGAUGUGUAAACAAACAGUGGAUGAAAUGGCUGCGAGUGAAGAUGAUGUAAUGUACAGUCGCAUUGGACCUGCGUUGCAACACUGUCUGCAGGCAACCAGAGCUCAUAUGUUGUUCUUCAAAAGAAACAUCGCUGAAUCCCAAGAGUUAGCUAGAAACAUUCAACCAACAGAGGAAAUGUCACAAGAAUGCAAAGCAGGAUUUGAAGGCCUUAAAGCAAAACUUAUAAUGUCAAUGGUUCAAAACUAUGAAAUCGUCUUACCGUAUUUGCACAAAGCAAUGGAGCUAGAUCCAGGGUUUGGCUACUGGCCCUAUCUUACUGGGAAAGUGUUAAGGAGAGCUAGAAGAGAGUUUGAUAAAGAUAGGCUGGAAGAAGAGUUUGGAUACUUUAAAAAAGCUGUAUCAUUGGAAAGGAACCCCAAAUUCCUUGUCUUUCUUGGCCAGGCAUAUCAGGAGGUAGCUUUGGAUUUAAUACAUUCCAACAGACCGAGGGAUUCUGUAGACCGUUUACUGGCCAAAUCUGUUGAGUUAUACAGAGAAUGUUGGAGUUUAAAGAGUGACUCUGCUGCAAUAGCUCGUCGGGUUGGCAAUGGGUUGCUUAAAAUGCGAACAGAACAAACUGAUCUUACUGUGGCAAAGCAAGCUUUAUUGAAAGCAGUUGAACUCUCACAUAAUAAUUGUACACACAUAAGCCUAGGAAAGUUUUAUUACAAUCAUGAAAAGGAUGAUGAAAAAGCAUUAGAACAGUUUUCCAAAGCACACCCAGGUGAUUUUGGAACUGCUGAAAUAAUUCGAUUGAACCUUAUUAAAGAUCCUAAUUAUGAUCCACUUGAUAUUAUGCAAGUCUGGUUAAAAUUAGCAGACAAUGCAGUAAAGCAGUACAGAUCUUUCUGUGAUGCUGUUUGGUAUUACUUAACCUUCAAGAGAGAUGUGCUGUCUGCUGCAAAUUAUUUGUGGAGGGUUUUGGAAGAGGAUGAUAAAUUCAUCAGAGCUAAAAGAGCUGUAAAUUAUAUUAGCUACGCAUUUUGUGUUGGAAAACCAAUCAAUCUAAUAGAGCUUACAGUAAAUGAGAUUUUACUAGUUAAAGAGCAAAAUCAAAGCCAAUCUCUUAAACCUCAAGACAUGAAAUUACUUGAAAGUAUCCUCCAGAAAUUAUUGGAGAAGUAUCCUGAUUGCAACACAACUCCUAGACCAAAUAUGUUGGAACAUCUGAAGAGAGAGGUCGAUGAAAUAAUCUCUAGUAAAAGAAAAUGGCGCUAUGGAUACAAUAACAGACGCAGAGAAACAAAAUCACUUUCUGAAGAACCAGUGAACUGGCGGAGUGGUCCUCAUCAAGAUCAACAGAAUCACGAACACUACGGAAACAGGAGGCCUUACAACAGCGAAAAUAAUAGGAGGUAUGGCAUGAGGAACAGCUUCACUGUGGGAGAUGAGGACCGAAGAAACAGAGGAUUUGGGGACGAUCGUAGGAGAAACAGCGAGUCAGAGCCUGGCACGAGCUUUGCUAGAACUUCAGGUAUGACACAAGGUACAAAAGACAGAACUGAACCCAACAGUAGGUUCAGCAACCGGGGUAGAAAUGACCGACAGUACAACAACUACAAUAACAACAGAUAUGAUGUCACAGUAACAGACUGGCGCAGUGAAAAUAGGAAGCAUUAAGCAAAAUAGAAAAUAUGAUGUCGUUUUUAAAUAUUGGUUCAUAGUACGGUUCAAAAUGCUGAACAAAACUCCAUCAUAGCAUAUUUUCUGUACCACCUAAGAUAUUUUGUGACAAACUGUCUCCAACAUUUUGGUCAAACGACAAUUUCUCGAAGUCACAUUUGUGACAUACUCGUUUUAGAUUGAUAUGUAGCCAAGCCUAUUUAAAACUGUUGAUUCUGUUCUUAAGUAAUCCUCAUCCAGGAAAAUGUGCUAUGAGUUAGUGAUGUUUAUAUUCUAUUACUUGUGCCAUAUUAGUGAUAUAUCAGGGUAAUUAAACAACACAUGUUUGUUGUGCUCUUUUAAGUCUGAAAACAGCAGAAUAGCAUCAGUUUAGUGCUUUAGCUCUUGUGAUAAAAUGUUAAAUUAUUUCUUCUUCAACUUUGGUCUUAUGAAAUAUAGUUACCUCUCCAAGUCUUGAUACUGUGUGAUAGUAGCCCAUCAGUGCCUUCUUGCCUCUUGCAACUGCCUGAAAUGUUCACACUCCAAGUGAAACUCUGAUAAGACGCUUAGUUUGAAGUUUUAACUGUUGUAGAAGACUCAACACUGAUAAUUUUUAUGGCAGUUAUUCAGUAGGUAGUUUUUGCUUUCCCAUAAUUAUAAAAAUUAAAAGCUAUUCUCUUCUCUAUCCCUAAUUAUUUCUUUUACUUUUAUUUGCACUUUUGAAGCUUUCUAGCACUUAUAUUUUGUAGGUAUUCCUGGUUCAAGACUUUACAUUUAUGUUAAAGAAUUCUUAACCCUUUUUUGUUGCCUCUGUUCUUAAAGUAAUUGUAAAAUUACUCUAUGCUCAUUAUGCCAGCUUGUGUCAUUCUUAGGGGUCUUCUUAUGCUAUCACACUAACACUAUUUUAUAUAUUUAUACACGUCAUUUUGACAUGUUUAUUGUGGUCGGGUUGAUUUAUUUACUCAGCUAAGGACACGUGAAAGAGUCAGGUUGGUGGAGGAUGGAGGUUCUUUCUCGGACUGGAGUUGUAAUUUGGGGUGUUUAACGGCUGAUUUUGGGAAUUUCCAGUUUUAUGUUCAGGCGGAUGCGAUCCAAAAAUUAAUAUCUUUCUAUAGAUGUUUCUAUUAAAUAUCUUUGUGGCGUUACCUAAUUUAUAUGCAAACCAUCUACUUACUGUUUAAAAUAGAUUUAUGUAGACAUGUUUGUUUGUACAGGGCAUUUUUUUUUAGUUUUUAACGCAAUCCAAAUAAUUACAACCACUGUUAGACAGUAAACACUUUGUAACGUCAUUGCUAGCUUAUAUGUUGAUCCCUGAUUUAUUUACCUCAUUGCCAAUCAGCUAAUAUGUAUUGGUGUUUAGAUACCUUUGAGAAUUUUUUGUAAAUGAGACUCAACAUGGCAUUUUUGUAAGCUAAAAUAUGUAUUGUAAAUAUGCAGGCUUUUUCCUACAGAUCCAAUUUCCUCGGGUUUUUUACAAUUCUAUGAAUACUGUAGUUUAUUUGUUUUGUACUGGAAUCACACAUGGAAUCUUAAUUUCAAACCUUAACGUAAAACCAAUGAUUUACUUUUAAUGUACAAUACAUACUAUGAUUUUGUGAAAACCCCAUGUUGAGUUUAAUUCAUAAUAAUUUCCCAAUACCACUAAAACUCAUAAAGCAUUCAACAAAUCGUAUUUAUUAGCUGAUUGUCCAUGAAGUAAAGAAAACAGAUAUACCGAGUUUUGUCAUUAAAAAGAUUCUUACGGUACUUGAAAUUUGGGUUGCUUUUUUUUAAAGAAUAGCCUAUUUUUAAUAUUAAUGUUAUCUAAAUGAAGAGUUUUUGAGGAUUGGAGAUAUUUCUCUUAUCUUGUAUUUAAAACUUGGAUGCAUGAUAUUUACCUAUGUACCUAGGGUAUUUUAUAUGUUUUUUACAGUGCAUUGUUGAAAAUGAAUUUUAUAUGACAUUUUCCAUUAGGUACUUUUUUCAUUACAACCGCAAUUGCAGUGUUGCCGUUUUGCACGUAGUUACAAUUCUGCGCGGAUUAGGGUUGUGAGCGGAUUUUGCACGGAUUUCACCCAAUUAUAGUUUUUAAACAUAUUUAGGAAUUUCAAGGAUAAAUCGGGACACCUUGUACUUUGUGACCGAAGAGGAGUACUAUAUGAGUAGGAGCUAAUGAUUAUAAUAUAGUGCAUUCAUGAAUGAUCGAUGAUGUUUUUUUGUUUACCAUUUAUUGUUCUCUUCACUUCUACGCCUACUCAAUUUGUCACUUGAUUUAAUUGUUUUAGGGAUAUUUUACUGGGCGUUCUAGUGAUUUUCCUCUAGACGUUGGUUGGUGGCAACACUACUUAUCUAAUCAAACAGAAACAAAACAAACCACCAACAUAACAUAACCUUUAAAUAAAGAUAUAUUGCAUUUUAUUGAUUUCUGAAACUUCUUUUGACUUGUCUUGCUAUAGGUAAAGUUUGUUCAGAACAAUAACUUAAGUUUAAUAUGUAAUUUUAAAAAAUUUUUAUUAAUAGUAUUAUAUUUUUUUACUGAAUAUUUUGUUGUAUCUGUUCAAUAACUUAUCAUGCAGGUACUGAAAGCACGCAUCAAGUGUAAAUAUCCUGUUAUAUAUUUUGCGUGUUACAUUUCGUUAUAGGUGAAAAAAUUAUAAUGGAAAACUUGUUUUCUAGCACUAUAUGUGAUGUGGAAAGCAGAAAAGGGACCUCUGGUCGGCCCUAUGUUAUUCCUCCAUAAGAUAAGAAAAUGUACCUCUUGUCGGGACCACAACAUUUGUGAGAUAUUUUGUUCUCCAUAAACUGAACUUUGUUGUAAUUCUCUAAAUUUCCUCCAGAAUGCAGGACAAUUCAUUUUUUGGCCUAAAAUCUGUUUAAAAAGUGAAUAUUAGAAAUGGGACCUCUUGUCGUUAUGGCGAAAUAACAUUGAGCGAAAAGAGGUACCUUUUCUCAGACCGUGCAGAGGCUACAAAAUGAUUUAUUUCGACCUUUUAUGUCUUCAAUUCGAUAUUUUAACCGAUACUGUCCUGUUCUAUGAUAAAUGAGAUAUAACAAUCGAUAAAAACCCGAAUUUCGAUAUUUUCGACCUUAAUUACUUAUAUCGGCCGUACUGAAAAUUUUGCAUCGCCGACAAGAGGUCCUUUUUCGCUUUCCACAUCCCAUAUUAUUAGACUCAGGUUAAUUUACAGAGUACACAUAUUUUAAACGUAUUGUGCAAGGAUUAGUGAAGGAAAAGCGGGAUUUUUAUGCUUGUGAGGAGGAAUUUCUUCCGGAGCUGUGUGGCAACACUGCACAAUUGCCUAGGUGCCUAGGAUAAGACUGGUUAAGUUUGUUUUGUCAUAAAAAAGAUUCUUAUGGUACUUUUAAUUUGGGUUGUGUUUUUAAAAAGAAUAGCCUAUUUUUAAUAUUGAUAUGUUAUUUAAAUGAGGUUUUAUUUAUUUUAUCUAAGUCGGGAGUUUUUUAAUAAUUGGAGAUAUUUCUCUUAUCUUGUAUUUAAAACUUGGAUGCAUGAUAUAAACCUAUGUACCUAGGGUAUUUUAUAUGUUUUAUACAAGGCAUUGUUGAAAAUAAAUUUUAUAUGACAUUU